UGCCGCUAACCGAGCAGCAGGCUGCCAUUCUCGGUUUACAAAACGAAGAAAAAUCCCGAAAGCAGAUUGGUAAGAUCAUGGUCGUCAGUGCGAAAACCAUCUAGAAAGUCUUGGUUUCCGCGGGCAUGUCGACGGAGCCCGGAUGACCCGGCCGGAAAUUGGCCCUCACCAGUCGGAAAGAGGAGGCCCUGGUGGAUUUUCUCUUGGCGCUGGAUCAUAACAAUCAUAGCUGUACGUGGCCGUUACUCCAUAGACUCCUGGAUACUGGCGCCAGGAAAACGGACCUAUUAGGCAGUAUUUCAACAGUUCUAUAAAACUGCUUAUCAGAUGACCCAUGCCGGACUUCAUGUUUUUCAGGAGAAUAUUCUCCACAGGUUAUGCACUAGUCUGUCCAUUCCCGAUGUCCCGGACGUCACAAAGGACGAAGAAUGUGCGGAUUACCAUACAUAGCCUGGGCCACUGCUGGAAUGGACUGGAAGGACUACCAGGCAGCAGAUAAAUGGAAGCACUGCCACCGAAGUCAAUGGCUCCAGGUCCACAGCCAGUGCCCUGCUCCUUCCACGAUCUGCCUGACGAGAUGGUGUCGCAUAUCUUUUCGUUCUUGGAUAUCAUCGACAUAACGAACAAUUCCAUCGUCUGCAAACAGUGGGAACGUGCGAGCCGUUGCGUUACUCUGCAGAAGGCCGUCAUCUUAGACGUGCAGAAAUGGGACACAUACGCCCCGCGACCCCCAUCUGCGGAUACCGUGAUCGUCCGCCGACAAUUCUCUCCAGGCGUCUUCUCACCCAUGCCCGAUCCAUAUUCCGUCCAACGAAAAUCCCUGCUGGUACGCUUCGUCAGCCGACGCACCCGUCAGCUCAUCGUCCGCUGGUCACUGGAUUCGCUGCCACCGGCCCCGCAGAUGGUGGAACAGGACGAUGAGGAGUAUAUCGCCUUCCGCUACAACUUCCACUACGAUAUUCCGCAGAUCCGCAGCUAUCUCCGGGAAAUUCUCCGGGAGUACGUACCGGAGAUCUUAGGCAAAGAAGGAGUCCGCAAAGUGGGGCUGACUAUGCAGAAUCUGCACUUGUCUCUUAAUAUCUUAUCCGGACUUAUUCCGCGCGGCGUGAUGCGAGUGCAGCUGGAAAGUGUGACGUUGUGGUGCCAUUUCCAAGCCGGUCCGUUGGUGCAGCGAGAAUUGCCUGUAACGCUCAGCUCGCACAUCGACAAGGACGUCAUGGAGAAAUGUGGAGACAAGUGGCCGUUUGAUUACUCCGAGUCACUGGCAGAAUCUCCGCUGUUUUGGUAUCCACACGCGCUGGUCCAGUCGUUUGAAUAUUUUAGCCGAUUUUUCGCAACCAUGUGGAGUCCCGAAGAGGAAGACGUCGUUGCACGGAAACUGCAAUCCAGUGAUCCUGUCGGCGGUACGCUAGCUCUGUAUCUGUACCGUUUUGUUGGAAUGCCUCUUUUUGAGGAUGAUCAUCCCGUUAACGCAAUGGACCUGACCGUCGACCGAAUCCGGACGUUUCCGACGUGGUUGCAGCGUCUUGUCGUGGAAUUAUUCAAACGACACGCCGAUUAAUGCAUAACAUACGACUGUUUUGGUAUGGUUCUUAAUAAUUCGUUGUCACAUUCCUAGGCUUUAGUUUUCUUCGUACAUUCGUUAAUAACGCAGAACUUCCGCAUUGAUGUGUCUGCCGAUAAGAACAUGUCGCCGUAUAUGUACAGAGUGCCUUUAUGAACUAUCGGUUUUCGUAUGGCUUUGUGACGUAGGGCGCCGUAGUACUAGCAAAUAUCAUGAGUUUUUCGAAUUUGCUGCUUUAGUUUUCGGAUUAGCUUUCACUGUGACUGACCUCUUUGUGAAAUGAGCCAGUACAUGCAAAU
Paramacrobiotus metropolitanus is the source of this 1863-nucleotide messenger RNA. RefSeq lists its product as uncharacterized. Lineage: Eukaryota; Metazoa; Tardigrada; Eutardigrada; Parachela; Macrobiotidae. The record is from RefSeq and is a predicted model, not a curated record. The transcript has 5 exons. Gene Ontology annotation, molecular function: protein binding. The coding region runs from base 500 to 1561 and encodes 353 amino acids.